Molecule: messenger RNA, 1988 nt
Organism: Phytophthora nicotianae INRA-310
Lineage: Eukaryota; Oomycota; Peronosporomycetes; Peronosporales; Peronosporaceae
Product: 5-aminolevulinic acid synthase
Exons: 1
Coding region: 49-1728 (559 amino acids)
Biological process (GO): heme biosynthetic process
Cellular component (GO): mitochondrion
Molecular function (GO): pyridoxal phosphate binding; 5-aminolevulinate synthase activity
Source: RefSeq, a predicted model, not a curated record
GAACUGGUGACCACCAGCACAAGCCUCUCCUCGCGACCCCCCGAUUCGAUGGCUCUAACCCGCGCCUCUGUCGCCGCUGGGCGCAUGCAGGCUGCCUCUCGCUGUCCGUUCAUGCACGCGCUGCCCACGGCCCGCGCCGCUCUGCUGCCCAACAUCUCGCAGCUGGCCAAGAUGUGCCCUCACAUGUCGUCGGUCAUGGGCGCGGCGGCCGCUGGCGGCUCCAAGGGCUCGCAGGCCCACGCGACGUCGACCACGUCGGACGCCACGCUCAAGCGCAUCGCUGAGCUCAAGAUGAAGGCGCAGAAGCAGAAGGCCACGCAGCUUGGUGGCCCCAAGCCGUACUCGUCCGCCAUCGCACGAUUCCCCACAGCCCCCACCCGUCAGACGCGUGUGGGCGGCCUAUCAUCCUCGCAGUACGAGAAUGGCUUCGCACAGACCAUUGACACUAUUAAACGUGAGGGCCGCUACCGUCUCUUCGCUGACCUUGAGCGCAAACGUGGCAAGUUCCCGCGGGCCACACAUCACGAAGACUCUGGCAAGACUAAGGAGGUCGUGGCCUGGUGCUCUAACGACUACUUGAGUAUGGGCCAGCACCCUAAGGUCAUUGCGGCUAUGCAGGAGUAUCUUAUGAAGUCUGGCGCUGGCUCCGGCGGUACCCGCAACAUCUCGGGCACCAACCACAACCACGUACUACUCGAGAAAGACCUGGCCGACCUCCACCAGCAGGAGUCUGCUCUGCUCUUCACGUCUUGCUACGUGGCCAACGACAGUGUGAUCAGUACGCUCACCAAGAUCUUCCCGGACAUCGUCAUGUUCUCGGACAGUCUAAACCACGCCUCAAUGAUCCAGGGCAUCCGCCACAGUGGCGCCAAGAAGUACAUUUACAAGCACAACGACAUGAAAGACCUGGAGGAGAAGCUCCAGAUGGCCGACCCUAACGCCCCCAAACUUAUUCUAUUUGAGAGUGUCAACUCUAUGGAGGGCACGGUGGCCCCGCUCCACGAGAUCUGUGACCUGGCCGACAAGUACGGUGCUAUGACCUUCAACGACGAGGUGCAUGCCGUGGGUCUGUACGGUAACCGCGGCGCUGGCGUCGCUGAGCGUGACCACUGUCUAGACCGUAUUACCAUGGUUACCGGUACCCUGGCCAAGGGUUACGGUAUUAUGGGUGGUUACGUGGCCGGUAACGCCGCACUGGUGGACGCCAUGCGCUCAUGCGCCUCUGGCUUCAUCUUCAGCUCGUCUAUGCCUCCUAUGCUCGCUGCUGGCGCUCGCGCCUCGGUGAACCACCUGAAGGAGAGCCAGGUGGAGCGUGCCACGAUGCAUGCUCGCUCCCAGGAGCUUAAGAACAAGCUGGUGGACUCCGGUUUCCCUCUGCUACCGAGUGUAAGCCACAUUAUCCCGCUUAUGGUGGGCGACGCUGUGAAGGUGAAGGAGGCCUCGCGUAUCCUCAUGGAAAAGCACCGUAUCUACGUGCAGCCGAUCAACUUCCCCACUGUCCCUCGUGGCGAGGAGCGUCUGCGUCUGACGCCACUGCCGACCCACUCGGACGCUAUGGUGGAGGACCUUAUGACCGCUCUGGAGGAUGUCUGGACCACGCUCGACUUGCCGCGCCACUUCGUGCCUAAGGGCGAAUACCUGCCCAAGGUGGAGUGGGCCAACUCGCCCUUGGAGAUCGCUGGGGAGUUCGUGGUCGAGUCCGCUCAGGAGGCUGCCUGCGCUGCCUAAGUGCACCGUGCGGUAUGCCCCAUGGUGGGGCCACUGCCACGUACCAAAAAUUACACAACAGUCUAUGCGUAACUACUAGGAUGAGAAGCAAAACACAGAAGGAAGAGCUUAAGUCUCGAUUAAUGUACCAUCCCCAUGGCUACUUUUCAAAUGGAGAGUGGUAAUGGGAAGUUCCAUCCUAUCAACGCAAGAAUUCAGUGUGUGGUUCGAUUUGUUGUGUUUCGCUCUGCAUUUGAUGCGAUUCUCCCAGUAACCAGCUU